Messenger RNA from Mustela erminea (ermine), 2328 nucleotides. RefSeq names its product coiled-coil domain containing 92 (gene CCDC92). Lineage: Eukaryota; Metazoa; Chordata; Mammalia; Carnivora; Mustelidae. The record is from RefSeq and is a predicted model, not a curated record. The transcript is spliced from 4 exons. The coding region runs from base 458 to 1405 and encodes 315 amino acids. Gene Ontology annotation, cellular component: centriole.
GCUCUGCGCCUGCGUCCCACCGGCCAGACCCUCCCUUCCCUCGGUCCCGUCCCCUGCCCCGCCACAGCUGGGGGUGGGGGGGCGUCGCCCCCUCCCCGCAAAGUGAGUAUCGAGCGUCCUCCCUCGACCCGCCCCUCAGACAGACCCGCCGCCGCCCCGGCGCCUCAGCCGUCCGCCCGGUCAGCGCGGCCUGGCCUCGCCGCCCCGGCCCUCGCUCCCAGCGUGCACCGCGGCGAGCGCUCGGGUGGGAGCCGGCGAGAUGCGUUCGGCGGGCGGCGCCCACUGACCUCCCUCGGCCGCCCGGCCGGGGCAGGGCCGGAGCCGGGAGCCAGCCCCGCCCGCCGCCCCGCCCAUGGGCCGCCAGCCCCCGCAGCCGCCCGCCGGGAGGACCGCGCCGAGGGGGGGAGCCGCCUGAAGGACCGCGACGGCCGCGCCCGCAGGUCAUCUGGAUGUCAGCAUGGCAGCCACAAACCUGGAGAACCAGUUGCACAGUGCCCAGAAGAACCUCCUCUUCCUUCAGCGGGAGCAUGCCAGCACCCUUAAGGGGCUGCAUGCCGAGAUCAGGCGACUGCAGCAACACUGCACAGAUUUAACAUAUGAGCUGACACUCAAAAGUUCGGACCAGACAGGAGAUGGGGCUUCCAGAAGCAGCGAGCUGAAGAGGAAAUGCGAGGAGCUGGAGGCGCAGCUGAAGCUGCAGGAGGAGGAGAACAACGAGCUGCUCAAGCAGCUGGAGCAGAAGAACGCCGUGAUCGCCGUGCUGGAGAACACCGUCAAGGAGCGCGAGAAGAAGUACCUGGAGGAGCUGAAGGUGAAGAGCCACAAGCUGAACAUGCUGUCCAGCGAGCUCGAGCAGCGCGCCGGCACCAUCGCCUACCUGACCGCCCAGCUGCACGCCGCCAAGCGGAAGCUCCUGAGCGCCGGGGGGGCCUCGGACGGCAGCCCCUCCGGGAGCCCUGUGCUGGCCAGCUACAAGCCAGCCCCCCCCAAGGACAAGCUGCCUGAGACGCCCCGCCGCAGGAUGAAAAAGAGCCUCUCAGCCCCCCUGCACCCGGAAUUUGAGGAGGUCUACAGAUUUGGGGCCGAGAGCCGGAAACUCCUCCUGCGGGAGCCGGUGGAUGCCAUGCCUGACCCCACCCCGUUCCUGCUGGCCAGGGAGUCCGCCGAGGUCCACCUCAUCAAGGAGAGGCCUCUGGUCAUCCCCCCCAUCGCUUCCGACCGUGGCCCGAGCGAGCAGCACAGCCCGGCCCGCGAGAAGCCACACAAGGCUCACGUCGGGGUGGCCCACCGCAUCCACCACACCGCGGCGCCGCAGGCCCAGCCCGAGGUGGAGACGCUGGCGGUCGACCAGGUGAACGGAGGGAAGGUCGUGAGGAAGCACUCAGGGACGGACAGAACUGUGUGAAGCCUGCCCCAGGCGACCCUUCACCCUCGGCUGUCGAUGCACUGUGAUCACUACAAGGAAAAACUCAUCCAUACCUUUUUUUUUUUUCUUAAUUCCCAUGCAUGCCAAAUUUUUUUCAGACCUGUCAACAGAUGAUUCUUCUCCUGCUCCUCUUGCCCUCUUACUAACACCAAAAUACGAUCGUGUCCCUGCUGCAGAAUACGUAUUUACUAAUCGCUGUGGCCAAACACCUGUGUGCCGAAUCGCUUGCUUCUAAUCCUACUCUGUGUACCUCCGCGCGCUCGUGGACAGAGCACAGGCCGCAGGCUCUAUCACUACUCGACGUUAACGAAAUCGGAUAGUCACACGCCUCAUUAUACAGCCGGAGCAACACACGCUGACCGACCUUGACCCCUCGCUCCAGUUUCCAGGGCAGCCCCUGCUCCCUCCUGGAGACCCUGUAACCUCCCGACGAGCCUUUCCCAGGGCGGCACAGAUAGCCGAGCAGCUGUAGAUGUGUAUCUCGGGAACGAAACAAGAUGAUGUUACUUCUCAUACCACCACAAUCUGAACGUGUGUUCAUAUUUUUUGUUAGUUUUAUCCAAAAUGUUCAAGAUCCCAACAAACUUUAUUUUCUAAACCUGCCUCUUUCUGUUUUGUGUCUUUUAUUAAACCACCUGAGGGAGGAGCUGGGGGGAGGCUGUGGGAGGGGGAGAAACAGCUGGCCACCCCCCAGCCCCGCAGUAACUACAGCAUUCUUACCCCAUGUUCUCUCCCACAACUCCCGCCCCUGAGAAGGCUCUGUGCUUCCAGGUUCUGGCAGAAACUCCUUGUGCCUAUGACUGGCCCCUCCACUCGGCCCUGCUGGUGCUCCAACCGGCUCGUCCCUUUCGGAGUGUAAAGCCACUCCUGCCCUCCAGCAGGCCUGGCCCCCCAGGGUGUGU